AUGUCUGUGGAAUCAGGUUCAAGGAAUAGUGAUAAUAAGUUUAGGAAGAAAGUGAAAGUUGCUAUUGGAAAAUCGAAGGGCUCGAAAGAUGGUGUCGGGGUCGUGGAGUUGAAGGAAAAGAGUAGUAAAAAGGUGCAAAGUAGAGGAAGUAAAAAUGGGGAUACAUUUCAUGUUGAUAUGAAUAAGAAAUCAGGUAAAGAAGGGGUGGAAAGAAAAAAGAAUUUGAAAUUGAAAUAUGAAGACAAAGAAGGGGUGGGAAGAAAAAGGAACUUGAAAUCAAGAAAUGGAGACAAAGAGCGUGAAGCGGUAAUUGAGGGAAAUUCUAGUCGAAAAAGGAAGAGAAUUUAUGCUGAUUAUGAUAUUGGUAAGGAAAGAGCAUUAGAUAACAAUGUAGAAACGCCCAAUAGGAAAUCUUUGUCCAAGAGGAUGGAAAAUAGGGAUAGAUAUGAUUCUGGUAAAAGAAAGCAAACGACAGGAGCAAAAUCUUAUGAAUUCGAAGAAGCCAGUAGGAAAGCUUCAAUUGCAGGAGGAAGAAUAUCUAAGGAAAGUAAGUUACUUGAUAAGAAAAAUUUGAGAGGCAAGGUGCAGGGUACCGAUGAAGUGAAAAUUGUUGAAGAUAAUGGCUUUAAGAGUGGUAUGUUGAGGGGAAAUGCUAAAAUCAAAUAUUUGUCCACCCAAAAAUUAGAUCAUGGUCGAAGAAAACGGGUAGUUUAUUCUGUUGAGAAACCUCCCAAGAAGAUGGUCCAGGGUAAGAAGAGCUCUGCGAGUGAUUUUGAGGUAAUGGAAGAUCGGCCAAAGAAAAAAAAGAAAGGUAUCCGUAUAGAUCCUCAUGAUAUCUCGAAUAAGAGAUUGGAUGAUGGCAUAGCUAGUAAAGAUAAUAGUGAAGAAAACAAAGAUUCAGUAGAAAAAAAUGAUGCUGAAAUGUCAAAAAAUGCACAGUUUCGUGCCAUUCGUCCUAGCCCCUCUAUCCUUUCCUUUGUGGAAGACAAUUUUCUGGGCCGUAGACGUGAUGUGGAGUUUAGGAGGGCUGGUUACAACACUGAGCUUUCUGCCCCUUUAGAUAACAUUCCCUUCUCAACAAGCUCAGAAAGGGAACGGAUUGAAGUACCGGUAUUCAGAAAUAAAUUGACAUUCUUUGCUGCUGCUAAGAUUUCAUCAUCAUUCCCCGCUCCUGAAUUUCCGGAGAUUGCAUUUGCAGGACGGUCAAAUGUAGGGAAAUCAUCUUUGCUAAAUGCACUAACUAGACAAUGGGGAGUUGUACGGACAUCAGACAAGCCUGGUCUCACACAGACUAUCAACUUUUUCAAACUUGGAUCAAAACUCCAUUUAGUCGAUUUGCCGGGAUAUGGUUUUGCUUAUGCUAAAGAAGAAGUGAAGGAAGAAUGGGAGGCACUUGUGAAAGAGUAUGUGUCUACACGUGUUGGUCUAAAGCGAGUUUGUCUUCUUGUAGACACAAAAUGGGGUAUGAAACCAAGGGAUCAUGAACUUAUUGAUUUGAUGGAAAGGUCGCAGACUAAGUACCAAAUUGUUUUGACAAAGACAGAUAUGGUUUUCCCAGUUGAUGUGGCUCGCCGAGCAAUGCAAAUUGAGGAGAGCCUCAAAGCAAAGAAGUCUGCAGUUCAACCUGUGAUGAUGAUAAGCUCAAAAACCGGAGCUGGUGUCAGAUGUUUAAGAACAGCGCUUGCUAAUAUUGUCAAGUUUGUUAAGCGCUGA
Fraxinus pennsylvanica is the source of this 1713-nucleotide messenger RNA. NCBI's taxonomy places the organism in Eukaryota, Viridiplantae, Streptophyta, Magnoliopsida, Lamiales, Oleaceae. The record is from the annotation of a GenBank genome assembly.